This is a messenger RNA of Dibothriocephalus latus, 702 nucleotides long. NCBI's taxonomy places the organism in Eukaryota, Metazoa, Platyhelminthes, Cestoda, Diphyllobothriidea, Diphyllobothriidae. The record is from the annotation of a GenBank genome assembly.
AUGGACCAUUAUGAUAAGAAUUAUUUGGCGAAUAUCGACCGAUUGGUUGCGGUUACUGAUAGCGAGCUUUUCGAAAAUGUUGUGACACGUGUAUACCAGCGCAAGGAAUAUAUUUUUAAAAAGAAGAGUGCAAAUAAGCAGCCUCACUAUCGUAUACCCAGAUUGGCCGCCCUAAAGUGCACUGCUUCUGAAUUGGAUGCACGAAUACAGGCACUUAAUUUACCGGAUGAUAUUGCUAUCUACGGGAUUGCUAUUCCGCACCCCGGUUUUUGGUGCGAACACGAUGAACCGUUUGACAGCAAGAAUAAGGAUGUUAAUACAGUUAGACGACCGUCUUCACCAGUGGGUUCGGAGCAAAUGUGCGAAGAAAGCCACCGUGAGGAACGUAAUAUGCAUUCACAUAUAUCCUGGAAGUCCCUCGGAAUUCGUUUUAUGAGGAACGUUAACCGAUGGUCGGAUGAAGAAUCAAGCUCAGAGGAGGAGGAUGAGGAAGCGUUAUAUGUGAAGAAAAUUAAACCACACAGUGUUGCCGCAGGACGCCUCAUUAUCGAAAUUCGCGCCCCCCUGUUCGUCGAACUGGGCGACAACCAUCUCCACCUAGAGCCGUGUGAUGAUAGCGUCGCCGUCGUUACCUUGCCGAUUCUGAAGGCCGUAUUCCGAUUCGUCACAACGUCCUUCGAUAUAGCUCCUUUCGUAAAGUAG